This is a messenger RNA of Cajanus cajan (pigeon pea), 1412 nucleotides long. RefSeq names its product Aha1 domain-containing protein. The record is from RefSeq and is a predicted model, not a curated record. Gene Ontology annotation, cellular component: cytosol. Gene Ontology annotation, molecular function: protein-folding chaperone binding; ATPase activator activity. Lineage: Eukaryota; Viridiplantae; Streptophyta; Magnoliopsida; Fabales; Fabaceae. Gene Ontology annotation, biological process: protein folding; positive regulation of ATP-dependent activity.
GGGCCUUGUGAAGUGGAAAAAGUGUCGAAACUUGGCUCUAAAGCUGCAAUCCCUAACCCUCUUCUAGACCCUUCCUUUGCGACACAACACUGCCUUACAUUCUAGACCUUUCCACAUUCCCCCCACUCAACACAUAUAUAAUAACAACCCUUGAUAAUUCUCGAACCACCCAAAUUCCAAUUAACUCUCAUUUCAUUUCACUCGCAUUGCAAUUUGCAAUGGCUCGUUACGGCGAGGGCGACAAGCGUUGGAUCGUGGAGGACCGGGCCGACGGCACGAACGUCCACAACUGGCAUUGGGCCGAGACCAACUGCCUGGAGUGGUCCAAGGCCCUUUUCACCACGCUCCUCUCCAACCUCACCCUCCUCGACGGCGAGGGCAACCUCUUCCUCAAAACGACGUCGCUCCGCUCCCUCGACGGCGAGGCCUACGUCAACGUCCGCAAGGGCAAAAUCAUCCCCGGCUACGAGAUCAGCCUCUCGCUCGCGUGGCAGGGCGAGGCCAAAGACUCCCAAGGCGCCUCCCUCCUCAAGGUCGACGGCACCGUCGAUAUUCCCUACAUCUCCGACGAGAACGCCGACGAGGAUCCCGAGGUCAAGGUCACCGUCAACGACGAUGGACCCCUCGGGAAGAGAAUCAAGGAUGCUAUGCUCUCCAAGGGGAAACCCUUGAUUUUGGACAAGGUUAGGGUUUGGGUCCAGACUAUGGCCAGAGGCGGUCCCCUCAAAGACGAAUUGGACACCAAGAAGGUUGCGCCGGUGCCCUCACCGUCGCCUUCGCCUUCGCCUUCGCAGGCGCCGACGGCUCCGGCGACCAAGGCGGCGCCGAAGAAGGAGGCGAAGAAGGAGGAGAAGAAGGGGAGGAAGAGUAUUAGCAUGACGGAGAAGUUUAAUUGCAGGGCGAGGGAUUUGUUUGAGAUUUUGAUGGAUGAGAAUAGGUGGAAGGGUUUUACGCAGAGCAAUGCGAGGAUUAGUAAGGAGGUUGGUGGUGAGUUUAGCAUUUUUGAUGGGUCGGUUACUGGAACUAAUUUGGAGUUGCAGGAGGGUAAGUUAAUUGUGCAGAGGUGGAGGUUUGGAAGCUGGAACGAUGGUGUUCAGUCCACGGUGAGGCUUGUCUUUGAGGAGCCUGAAGCUGGUGUUACCGUUGUCAAGCUGACUCAUACUGAUGUGCCUGAAGAGGAUAGGUAUGGGAAUGCUACUGUGGUGGAGAACACGGAAAGGGGUUGGCGGGAUCUUAUUUUCCAGAGGAUACGUGCGGUUUUUGGUUUUGGAAUUUGAGGUUUUUGUGAUUGUAUUUCCUGCGUUGUAGAAUUCGUGGAUUUUGAUAUUUUUUAGUAAGGAAAGAUUAAUGGAUUAUUGAUUGACAUUGGAUGUUGUGGGCUGCAAUGCUUUCUGCUUCUGCAUCUUCUCUUA